Molecule: messenger RNA, 5610 nt
Organism: Rotaria sp. Silwood1
Lineage: Eukaryota; Metazoa; Rotifera; Eurotatoria; Philodinida; Philodinidae
Source: the annotation of a GenBank genome assembly
AUGAAUCUUUUUCGAGGUUCUUGGAAUGCUACUGACGAUGAAAUACCAAUUCAUUCACCUGUACGUUUAUUACAAAAAUUAUCAGCUUUUCGUGCAUCAACUGGCUCGACUCCAGUAUCUUCAUCAACAUCACCUUCACCACAAAAUGAACGUAAAUCAACUAUUCUAAGUGAAUCAACGAAUUUUUUCACACGUCUAUGGCGUCCUCAUAUUCAUCAGGAAACACCAUCACAAAUUUUAUUGGCUUCACAUGAAAUAAAUUCAUCAUCAUUUGAUCAUAUACCGGAGCCAACGCCGACACUUACUGAAGUAUCAUCUAUUCCAUCAUCAUCGCUUAGAUCAAAUAAUCGCAUAUCGUUCAUACGUGACGUAUCAUCAAAAAAUCCAACACAAUCAUGUCAAUUUUCAUCACCAUUAGUACAACCACCAGUACCAUUUCAACCACAACCAACAACAUCAAGUAUAAUAACAGAUCCUUCAUUCGAAGAUACAACGUCAGAACAACCAUAUGAUACAGCUAGUGAAUUUUAUUCUCAAAGUUUUGAAACAAACAUCGAUGGUAGUAAUCCAAAAAUUGUUGAUGAAGAAAAUUCUGAACAACAACAAGGAUUAACAUAUGACGAACGACAUCGUCGUUUAAGUUUAUCAGCAAAAUCUGUGAUACAAUCAGUACAAAAGAUAUCUUCAUUGCCAUUGCAAAUGACUGAACAACAUCAUAGUAAUAGUCUCAAUUCACCUGAAGCAAAUAUUGAUGUUAGUAUGGCAAUGGACUACUUUUCUACUCCAAUAAUAACGACACCCUCAGUAACAGAAGAUUUUUCAUUACCAAAUAAUAAUAAUAAUAAUAAUAAUCAGGAACGAACAAAUCAUGCAGAUGUUCGAAAUUCUGAUACAUGGGCACGUAAACGAACAUUAAUGCAUCGCGAUUAUCAAUGGACAACUACAUUGGAUGAUGUAGAAUCGAUAGCAAAUAAUAAUGAUAAUAAUAAUAAUCGAUAUAAUAGCAUACACAAUCCAACAGUUUUAUCAAAUUUAACAACGAACUCCUUAACAUAUACAGGUCAAAAAAAUUCAUCGUCAUCUUCAACAAAAACAAAUACUAAAUCUGAUUCAUCAAAUGUAGUUUUACGUCGACGACAUUCUUCUCGUCGUUUACCAGAAAUUCCUUUGAAUUGUAAAAUCUCAUCAAAUGAUGAUGAAACAAAUCGCAUAGAAGAAAUUGAAUUUCCACUACCAUCAUCAUCAUCAUUAUAUACAACACAUGAACAACAAUCUCAACUUAUACAUGAAAAUUCUCCUUGUAAUCGUUCAACUUGUUCAAAAAGUACUGAUUCAGAUUCAUCAUUAGCAUCUCGUUUAGUACAUACAAAAUUAUUACAUACACAUCAAUCACAAAAUACUAAAUCAGUUGAUUUAUCAAACUUAACACGACGAAAAUCGUUUCUUAUUGUUAAUAAUACAUUAUUACCACAACGUUCACUUGAUUAUCCAUGUAUUGUACGUAAAGCACCCGAUUUAUCUGAUAUUGUUCGACAACGUAUGUUAUAUGCAAAAAUAUCUAAACAACAAGGAGAAAAUUUUUCUCUAAGUCUUGAACGUGAACAUGUACCAAAAGUACCAAGAAAAAUAAUUAUUAGACAAGAUAAUAGCAUCGAAAUCGCAUUAAGUAAACCGCCUAAACUUCGUCGACAAACUUUAUCAGAAGAGUUUUGUUAUGGUUGUAAUCCUGAUAUAGAAUUUACUUCAAUAUCACCAAUGACAAAUGCAUCAUCAACACUUGGUUUACCUAUACCAUCAUCUGGAUCAGGUUUAAUAGCUGGUGACCGUAGAAAAACAAUUGAAACAUGUGAAAAUAUUUAUUUACAUGCUGAAGAAAGUUCAAAACUACGUGCACGUACACCACCAUCAAAUCCACAUCGAAUUUUACUUCAUCGAGAUAAAAAUGAUACAUCAAUACGAACAAAUGGUCUUGGAAUGCGUAUUGUUGGUGGACAAGAAUGUGAAGAUGGUAGUCUUGGAUGUUUCGUAACAAAUAUUUUAUAUGGUGGUCCAGCUGAUGUUCAAGGUAAUAUUGAAGUAGGUGAUCAAAUACUUGAAUUUAAUGGACAUUCAUUAAUUGAAUCAACAUAUGAAGAAGUACGAAUUUUACAAGAUCAUUGUGGUGAUAUUGUACAAUUAGUUGUUCAACAUAAUAAUGUUAGAUUACAAAUAAAUAAUGGUCAAACAUUAUCAUCUAUUGAAAUUUCAAGACAUUUUGAAACUGUACCACGUUUAUCAUCAUCAUUAACGCGAAAACGAAGAAAUUUACCGCCACUACCACCAUCAUUAUCAUCAACGAUUCCUAAACAGCAAAAAAAAGAAUUAUAUGAAACUGUUGAAACACUUGAAGUACCAAAUGUUAAAGAACUUAAACCAAUUUUAAUUAAUCGAGGAAGACUUCUAGCUCAAAUUUGGCAUGAUGUUGACGAUUUGAAAUUAGCUUUAACAAUAAUUCAAGCAAGUAAUCUUCCUUUACGAUCGAAUGGUGAUCAACCAUAUGCAUUUAUAACUGGUAAAAUGCUAUUUGAAGAUCGUGGUUUUGACAUGUUUGAAACAAAAAUAAUUCAUUCAUCAAAUCCAGUUUAUAAUGAAACAUUUGUUUUUCAUGAAGUUGAAAGUGUUGAUGUUCUUCAUCUAGAAAUUUUACUUUGGGAUAAAAAACAAUACCAAACAAAUAAUGAUAGUAUAGAUGAAUCCGAUGAAUUUCUCGGUAUGAUACAGUUACCAUUAAAUGAAGCUAAUCUUGAAGAUGAACCACGUUGGUAUGAAUUACGUGAUCGUCAAACACGUAAACCAUCAGCAACAAGUGUUACAUUUAAAUCAUCCUCAAUAGAAAGUGCUGAUAGUGGUCGUAAAAUGCCACCAUUAUUACUAUCAAAUAAACAUGAUGAAAAAACAAAAACAACUACAGAUGCAUCAAUGCAUACAGUAAAUCCUUCGGUAACAAAUACAAUUGAUUUUAAUCGAAGAAGUUCUUCUACACAAACAGCUUCUAAACAUGCCAAUAUAACUGGUUCAGCAAUUCCAACUAUUAUAAUGACUGAUAUUGAUGAUGAUAAAGAUAGUGAAGAUGGCCAUCGACGUCAAUCAGCAAUAGCUAUACGAUCAGCUAAACUAAAACGCCGAAUAUCAAAAGGAAUAUCAAAAUUAUUCGAUGGUCACACAAGACGUUUUAGUGAAUCAACACCGGAUUCACCAAAAAGUCCAGCAUCACGAAAAUUAUCAUCACAAAUACAGACAAAUAUUGAUAAAGAUCAUCAUAUUGAUAUAUCUGUUGGUCUUACAUUAGAUAAUACAUCUACUAAUAUAAAUAAAUCACCACGUCAAAGUGUAAUAUCAACAAUAAAUCAAGAUGAACAACAAACAUUAAUACGUCCUAUUCCAUUACAACAAAUGCCUAUUGGACAAUUAAUGUUACCUUAUAUUCCAUCAUCACGACAUUCAUCUAUAUCAGGUUCAAGAAAAUCAUCAGCUACAUCUAACUUUGAUAGUGAUGAUGAUAUCGAUAGAUAUUUCACAUUAUCAGAACAACAACAAGAACAAAUAAAUGAUAAUAGUAAUGUUCAAACACAUACUGUUGGUCCAGGACAAGUAACACCAAGAAAUUAUGAAAACAUGAUUCAUGAUUAUAUAAAUAUGGGAAAAAUUCAACUUGGCUUAAUUGUUACAAAAGGUCUUUUAGAAAUUGAUAUUAUAUCUGCAAAAGGAUUAGAACGAAUUAUUGAUGAAAGUGGUGAUAAUAAUAAUAAUAAUGGAGUCAAAAUUGAAGAUACACCACCUGAUACAUAUGUUAAAACAUAUCUUCGAACGGGUACACGACGCGUACAAAAACGUAAAACAGCUAUUAUAAAAGGAAGUUAUAAUCCAGAAUAUCAUUCAAAAUUAAAAUAUAAUGCAUGCAAUGUUAUGGGUCGUCGUCUUCAAGUAACAGUAUGGCAACGUGGUGGUAAAUUUGAAAAAAAUCAAUGUAUUGGUGAAGCAUUUAUUCAACUUGAUAAUUUAACAUUAAAUCAACAUACUAUAGCUUGGUAUAUAUUAUUUCGAGAAAAAUUAGUUGAAAGCGAAUUUUAUGAUUCAACUGAAAUAGGCAUAUUAAUUCCAACUGGUAUAAAAACUGAUGUAUUACGUCCGUUAUAUGAAACUAAUAUUAUCGAAGAACAAAAGAAAAAGAAGAAUAAACUUACAAUUGCAUCAGCAAUGGCUAAAGCUCAUCAUAAUCAACAUGCUGCAUCGGCUGAUGAUUCUUCGGAUGAUGAUACACAUCAAAUUGAUGAUAUUAAUAUUAAUUAUAACAAAAUGACUCCAGCCGAUACACAAGAUGAAGAAGGAGACCUUAUUAUUGCUCCUCAACCAAAAAUAUCAAACGAAUUUUCUCAUCAAGCUGAAAUAACAAAUAACAUUAAUAACAAUUCUGGUAAGCCGUUUAUAUCGUUUUCGGCUUCAACGGCUGAAGAGAACUUACAUUUUGGAAGUAAUGGACCAUCUGUACGAGAAAACAGUGACCUUGAAACUGUUCCGAAAGGUUUAAGAAAAGCUAUUAUUGAAGGUUAUAAUGUUAAUUUGGUUCGUCUUCUUCUUCUUCGAGACAACAAAAAAUAUAAUCGUAAUGAUGAUGUUGAUGAAGACAAAAAUGUUUAUCUUAAACAAAAGGAUGAUCAUCGUUUACAUAAAAACCUUACUAUUCUUGAAUUUAUAUUAGCUUUUACACGUUAUUUAAAUAUCAUCGGUGAUUUUUUUCCUCAACGACGUCGUGAAUUAACAGCUUAUUUGCGUGAUAUAAUUUGUUUAUCUUCUCGUUAUGGAAUAAAUCCUAUUGGUUUGGUUGAAUCGAAAUAUUCAAAAAAGAAACGUUUAAUUGUUGAUUUAUCUGCUCCUCAUAAUGAUAAAGACCAUCCAAGUAUCAAUUCUUUAAUCGAUAAAGAUUCCUGUUCUCUAUCAUUUGUUACUGUCGAUGAUGCUAUUGAAAGUAUUCAGAACUUAGGAAAGAGUGCCUGGAUGAAUAAAGCUGAUAUUCAAGAUGCUUUUAAAUUGCUUCCCAUUAAACAAUCUCUAUGGCCUUUCUACAGCAUUAAGUGGAAUAAUAAUUAUUAUUUCUUUGUAUGCUUACCAUUUGGUUCGCCUAGUUCACCUAAAUUAUUUGACAGAUUAAGUGAAGCUAUUUUUUGGAUUGCUGAACAUAAUUAUGGUAUUAAAAACAUGUUACAUUUAUUGAAUGACUUUUUUAUAGUAGACAGUCCUGAUGAUGGUGGAGAGCGAACAUUUGCCAUGGUUAGUUUUAUUUUCAAUCGGCUUAAAAUUCCUUUAUCAGUAAAUAAAACCGUCCGUCCUGUUCAAGAAAUUGAAUAUUUAGGUAUUAUUCUUGAUUCAAAUCGCAUGGAGGCGAGAUUACCUCAAGAAAAUGUAUUACGUAUCAUGGAAAUGAUGAGAUCUUUACUUAAUCGACGUAAAUGUAAAAAACGUGAAUUACUAGUUGUCCUAGAUCACACGUUAUUUGCAUCCAGGGCUGUUAUUCCAGGCAGAACAUUUGUUCAUUAUUUAUUCAACUUGACCACUUAUGUUCGAUCUCUAUAA